Messenger RNA from Heterobasidion irregulare TC 32-1, 1653 nucleotides. RefSeq names its product MFS sugar transporter. NCBI's taxonomy places the organism in Eukaryota, Fungi, Basidiomycota, Agaricomycetes, Russulales, Bondarzewiaceae. The transcript is spliced from 9 exons. The record is from RefSeq and is a predicted model, not a curated record. Gene Ontology annotation, molecular function: myo-inositol:proton symporter activity. Gene Ontology annotation, biological process: transmembrane transport. Gene Ontology annotation, cellular component: membrane. The coding region runs from base 1 to 1653 and encodes 550 amino acids.
AUGAGCUCUUACGACGAAAAGCGUGCUGUGGCGGAUGUGGACUCAGACCGUCUCUCAAACGAGAACGAUGUGGCGCGGAUCGAGGAUGACAUCGUAAAUAACAUCAACAAUGGCGAAAUAUCCGACAUCGUCGUAGUAGCUGAGGGUGAGGAGCGCACGACCUGGUUUGUCUGGAUGCUCGUGCUCUGUAGUAGCAUCUCCGGCUUGCUUUUCGGCUACGAUACCGGUGUUAUUUCCGGUGCACUAGUGUCUAUUGGAUCUGACCUAGGCCCCGAGGAACUGUCCUCUGUGCAGAAGGAAUUAAUUACCUCGGCAACAACGCUCGGCGCGUUGCUCGGAGGCCUCGUGGCAGGAAUGCUCUCGGACGUCAUUGGACGGCGGCCCGUCAUGGGUAUCGCAGAUGUUCUCUUCAUCGGUGGCGCCGUAGGUCAAGCCGUCUCUCAUACAGUCUGGGCAAUGAUUGGCACGCGUUUUCUGGUCGGGUGGGGCGUCGGCAUUGCCGCGUGCAUUGCGCCGCUCUACAUCCAAGAGCUAUCCCCCACUCGCCUGCGCGGCCGCAUGGUCGUAAUUAACGUCGUUGCGAUCACCCUCGGUCAGGUCAUUGCGUAUGGCAUUGACGCAGGGUUCGAGAAUAUGAACGGUGGAUGGCGGUGGAUGGUUGGCCUGGGCACUGUCCCCGCCUCGUUGCAGUUCAUCUUCUUGUUUUUCCUUCCCGAAUCACCGCGUAUCUUGCUCCAACGCGGCGAACUUGAUGCCGCACGGGUCAUUUUGGGUAAAAUUUACGCCUAUGCCACUCCGGAGCAGGUUGAUCUCAAGGCCAAAGUCUUGAAUGCCGCCGUCAAGCAGAGCAUCGAGAUAACUCGCUCGACGACCUUCCUACAGCGAUGCCAUUCAAUCUUUUUCGUUCCUAUCAACCGGAGAGCCCUCAUCAUUGCAUGUGGCAUGCAGGCGUUCCAGCAGCUAUCCGGCUUCAACACGUUGAUGUAUUACUCCGCAACUCUGUUCAAGCAGAUUGGCUUCGAUCAACCGACGGCAGUCGGCCUGAUUGUAUCCGGGACCAACUUCAUCUUCACACUGUUUGCGCUGAAAUACAUUGAUAUCAUCGGCCGCCGAAGAAUCAUGCUGAUCUCUGCGCCGGGCAUGGUGUUCGGGCUGACCCUCGCAAGCAUCGCUUUCCAUUAUCUUACCAAGAAGACGGGUGGUAUCCUCGUCGACGGGACUAAAUACGACCACUCAUGGUCUGGUGUCGUACUGUUCGCCAUGAUUACCUAUGUUGCAUUUUAUGCGAUGGGUUUGGGAAAUAUUCCCUGGCAGCAGGGCGAAUUCUUCUCACUAGAAGUCCGUGGAAUUGGAUCGUCACUUGCCACGACGAUUAAUUGGGCUGCCAACUUACUCAUCGGAGCCACAUACCUCUCGCUCAUGGACAAAAUCACGCCUGCAGGCGCGUUUGGGUUCUAUGCCGGUCUUUGUUUCCUCGGGUUCAUCUUCGUUGUGUUCUGCUUCCCCGAAACGGCAGGACUCAGUCUUGAGGAGGUGCGUAUGGUAUUCCGGAAUGGUUUCGGUAUCGGAGAAAGCCAGCGGCUGCGCACGCAGAAGCUUAGCGCGAAGAAAAGAGGAGAGGUCAGGAUCGAGAAUAGCGGCGAGAAGGCAUGA